AUGCUUCUACUAUUUCUCCUUCUUCUUGUUCCAAUUUUCUCAAUUGCCGAUUAUACUCCUGAUUGGUCGUCGCUUGACAAGCGUAGUUUGCCUAGUUGGUAUGAUGAGUCAAAGUUUGGAAUCUUCUGUCACUGGGGACUAUAUUCGGUACCAGCAAUCAGGUCCGAGUGGAUGUGGUGGUAUUGGAAGGGCGAUCAACCAGAUGCGAAUGUUGUAAAGUUUGUGGAAAAAAACUACAAACCCGGAACGACCUACGCUGAUUUCGCAAAGGAUUUCACAGCUGAAUAUUUUGAUGCCAACAGAUUCGCCGAAAUUGUGAAAACCUCUGGAGCGAAAUAUUUCGUGUUCACCAGCAAACAUCAUGAGGGUUUUACAAUGUGGCCGAGUAGAACAUCUUGGAAUUGGAAUGCACAGGAUAUUGGACCAAAAAGAGAUAUUGUUGGGGAGCUGAAAAACGCAUUUAAACAAACCAACGUUCAUUUUGGACUCUAUUUCUCACAAUUCGAGUGGUUUAACCCAUUGUUUUUGGACGACGGAAAGUUCAACACAACUAAUUAUCGUGAUCAAGUUUCCUACCCUCAAAUGUUUGAAAUCGUCAACAAGUAUGAACCGGAAAUCGUCUGGAGUGAUGGCGAAUGGGACAAGACCGACGAUUACUGGAAGUCUAAAGAAUUUCUUGCAUGGCUGUACAAUUCCAGCCCUGUCAAGGAUCGCGUAGUUGUGAACGAUCGAUGGGGAACUGGAACUAUGGGAUCGCAUGGAGGAUUUUUGACCUACGCCGACCAUUACGACCCGGGAAAAUUGUUGGAGAGAAAGUGGGAGAACUGUAUGACUCUAGAUAAAAUGUCAUGGGGAAAUCGUCGAGACAUGAAAGCAUCCGAUGUUCACACCGUUUUUGAAAUAAUCGAGCAACUAGCCAGAACAAUUGCUUGUAACGGAAACUUAUUGUUAAAUGUUGGUCCAGAUAUGCAUGGUCUGAUUCCAGCUAUUUUUGAAGAUAGAUUGGCGGAAAUCGGACGAUUCGUCGAUUUACACUCCGAAGCAAUUAAUGAAUCCAAACCCUGGAUCUAUCAAAACGACACCAACCAACCGAACACUUGGUACACCUCAAAAUGGAGAAAGGGAACCUUUAAUGGCAGACGCAUUUCGAAAAAAAACCAACUUUUCAAUCAGCAAACUGAAAAACAAACGGUUAUUUAUGCCUGGAUCCUGGACACUGCACAUGAGACGUUUGAAUUGAAAUCUGUGAAGACCACGGAGAAUACAACUGCAAAACUCCUGGGUACCGAUGCUGUUUUUUCUGGCUUUGGAAAGUCUGACUCCAUUAUCAUCCCAUCGUCAAAAAUCCCAUGGAACAAGCUUCCUCGUCGUGACGUUAUCGUUUUGAAAAUUGAGUACGCCGCAAACCAAGAGGUUACUUUCACUCAUUUUUCUAUUACUCUUUUUUUUUCUCCUUAA
Molecule: messenger RNA, 1458 nt
Organism: Caenorhabditis briggsae
Lineage: Eukaryota; Metazoa; Nematoda; Chromadorea; Rhabditida; Rhabditidae
Exons: 10
Coding region: 1-1458 (485 amino acids)
Biological process (GO): fucose metabolic process; glycoside catabolic process
Cellular component (GO): lysosome
Molecular function (GO): alpha-L-fucosidase activity
Source: RefSeq, a predicted model, not a curated record